UAUUUCUCCACCCCUAGCGUCCUAUUUCCAUUGGCGCCUGAAAAGUGCCAUUCGUAUUUUGAGAAUUGGGCUUUGUUUAAACAAGUUUUCGUUUUAAAAAAGCGGACAAGAUGCAGAAGGCGCGUCCCAGCAAAGGCACGCCAAAGGGCGUAGGCGGUGGACGCCCGAGCGGACAGUUCCGGGUGCCGCAACUAACUGCCCAGCAGCAAUUGCGGGCACAACAACAGCAGGAGGAGGAGGACGCCGCCAUGGACGCCCUAGACGAUGCCUUGAUCUUCGACGACGAGGAGGGCGGCACCCGGAUCGGUGAUAUAUACAUUCCGCCUCCUGUGCCGCCACAUUGCUCCAUGGAGAGCGUCGGGCCGCGGCUGAUCAUCUCAAAGAUUGUGAACCGGAAUUUCAAGAGCUAUGCCGGUGAAGUGGAACUGGGCCCGUUCCAUCAGAGCUUCACGGCCAUCAUUGGACCAAAUGGCAGUGGCAAGAGCAAUGUUAUCGACUCCAUGAUGUUCGUCUUUGGCUGUCGCGCGAAUCGCAUUCGCUGCAAGCGGGUCUCAACUUUGAUCCACUCCUCCUCGAGAUUCCCCAAUCUCCGGAGUUGCUCGGUGGCCGUGCACUUUAAGCAGAUUGUAGACAAGGGCGACGGCAGCUGCGAAGAUGUGCCGGAUUCCGGCAUUGUCAUCGAACGCACAGCCAUGUCGGACAACUCUUCCUACUAUCAGGUCAACGAUAAGAGGGCCCAGCUCAAGGAUGUGGCUAAACUGCUAAAAAAGCAUCAUGUAGAUCUGGAACACAAUCGCUUCCUCAUCCUUCAGGGCGAAGUGGAGUCCAUUGCCAUGAUGAAACCAAAGGGGCUGACUGAAAACGAAACGGGAAUGCUGGAAUACCUGGAGGACAUUGUGGGAACCCAACGCUAUAUUCGCCCUCUGCAGCAAAUCAACCAGAGGGUCGAUCAACUUACCGACGACCGUACGGAGAAGCACAACCGCUGCAAGUUGGCUGAGCGCGAGAUGAAAGAUCUGGAACAGCCGUUCAACGAAGCCGUUGACUAUUUGAAGAAGGAGAACGAGAUGGUGCGCACAAAAUCCUUCCACAUACAAAAGAUUGUAAGCAUCAAGAAAACCAAGCUGGAACAGUACACCAAGGAGCAUGAAACCUGUGUGGAAGAGAUAAAAACCCACGACGAGGGAACUGCUGCCCUGAAACAAGAACGGGCCGAGAAGGAGAACAUCAUCCGAAAGGAAAUUGAAGCAUACGAAUCUUUAGUGAAGACGCGCGAACAAAUCAAAAAAAGACUGGUUACUGUCGAAAGAGCCCAUACCGAAAUCCAAAGCACCAUGGAGAACACAAACAAACAGCGCAAGAAAGACAAAGCCCAGAUAGAGAAGAACGAUAAGGAGCUGGAGGAUCUGCAUAAAAUGCCGGAAAAAAAUCAACGCGAGAUCGAAGAUUGCAAUAAAAAACUGGAGAGUCUGGAAAAGGAUAAGGUGACGCUGAAUGAAGAACUUGAAAAGCAGCAGGCCGAGCUGACGAAAACAACGGCCCCAUUGACUGAGAAGCGUCUGCGGCUCAGUGACGAGUUGGUUGGCCUCAAGGAGAAAGUCAAUGCGGCCAAAGCAGAGCUACAGGUGUUCGAAUCGCAACUAAAAAUCCUCAAACAGGCAGAGACUACCGAAUCCAGGAAAUAUGAAACUCUAAAGAGCUCAUACGAACAGUCCCAAAAAAGUCUCGAGGAGAAGGUGAACAGGGUGGAUGAGUUAAAAGAAAGCAUUCCACGCAUGAAGAGCGAAAUAGCCAACAAGACAGCGGAAGUAGAUAAAAUGGUCAAAGAGGAGCGUAACCUAUCCAUGCAGUGCAACAAACUUAGAACUGAGAUAAACGAAGGAUCGACCGUUAUGCAAGCUCAGCGCUCAAACAAUAAAGUCCUGGACUUUCUUAUGCGUCUCAAGAUGGAGGGCAAAAUCCCAGGCAUUCUGGGACGCCUGGGUGACUUGGGGGGCAUAGAUGCCAAGUAUGAUGUGGCCAUUUCUACUGCAUGUGGACGCUUGGACAACAUUGUCACGGACAACUAUGACACAGCAGCCGCGGCCAUUGCCGCCCUAAAGCAGUACAAUGUGGGCAGAGCCACAUUCAUUACGCUGGACAAGAUUGAGCACCAUCGGCGCGAUGCCACUUCGCGGAUAAAUACACCAGAGAACGUUCCUAGACUGUACGAUCUCAUUAAGGUGGAGGACGACCGUGUGAGAACCGCAUUCUUUUUCGCGCUGCGGAAUACGUUGGUGUGCGACGAACUGGAACAGGGAACCCGCAUUGCCUAUGGCAGAGAACGCUUCCGGGUGGUUACGUUGCGAGGUGAGAUGAUUGAAAUGACGGGCACCAUGUCCGGUGGCGGCAACCGUCCUAUGCGCGGUAAAAUGGCCUCCCAGGUGCGUACCAAGACGGUAGAAUCGGCUGACAGUUCGCAGAUGUCUCAGAAGGCUCUGGAAGAAAUGCAAGUUCAGGCGGAGGAGCUGCAGACGCGUGUUAACUUCUGCCAGGAGCAGCAGGGUAGUCUUGAGCGCGAGAUUCAAACCCUGAAGAUGAGCCAGCAGCGGGACGAGGCGGAAUAUAAGAGGCUGGCGGUAAGCAUUACUUCCCUGGAGCAGCAGAUGGCCAGCAAUUUGAAGCAAUGCGAGGCGCAGCGGCAGCGAAUGCUGAAAAAGACAACAGACGAGAGUGCCGUUAAGGAGCGCGAGGAGCAGAUCGAAGCAGCCAAGCAAGAGCUGGAACAAGCCCAAUUCGCCGAGCAGGCUGUCUCCAGCCAAAUCGAGGAGAUCCAAAGCCAGUACGAUACUAUGAGAAACGAAAACGUCAAGCCCGUGGAGGCCAAAAUAAAGAAGGUGGGCAGCCAGAUCGAGAAGCUUGCCGCUAAUGUACGCUCCUUAAAUGUAGCCUUGGCCUCCGCUGAUCGCAACAUUAAGAAGAUCACUGGAAACACUAAUAAUCUUCGAGAGAACAUAAAAGCUGCAGAGGAAAAAUUGAAAUCGUUAAAUGAGGACCGCCAGAAGUGUCAGGAAAAGAAGGAAGGGUUGGAAAAGGAAGCCGAGGAGGCGGAAGCAGCCAUCGAGGGCGCCAAAUCUCAAUCCUCGGAUAUCAAAAAAAAAAUUGAUGAGAUCACUAAAGAGGAAAAUAAAAGAAACAUGGAGCGCAUUGAAAUAGAUACGAAGUUGCAAGCGGCCGCAGGAAAGAUGAACAAGGUAAAGACAGAGAUUCCCGGAUGGCAAGCUCAACUGUUACCGUUGAAGCUCAACGAGAUUCCUGGCGAAACUGAACCUCAAGCGCCCCUCAAGGAGCUCAGUGAAGAAGAACUAGAAGAAGAGACCUUGGAAGCAUUACAGUAUAAGCAAACUAUGCUUGAGGAAGAUUUAAAAACCAAGAAGCCCAACCUGGGAUGCAUUAAGGAAUUUAACGAAAAGCGCAUCGUCUACUUAGAUCGCGUCCGUGUCCUUGAGGACAUUACCUCCAAGCGAAACGAGAUGCGCGACAAAUAUGAGGAGGUGCGAAAACGACGCUACAAGGAGUUUAUGGAUGGAUUCAGCAUCAUUACGCGGAAACUAAAGGAAAUGUACCAGAUGAUUACGCUGGGCGGCGAUGCCGAGCUAGAACUAGUGGACUCUAUGGAUCCAUUCACUGAGGGUGUGAAUUUCACGGUACGGCCGCCCAAGAAGAGUUGGAAAUACAUUUCGAAUCUCUCAGGCGGUGAGAAGACUCUGUCCUCGCUGGCUCUAGUAUUUGCCCUGCAUUAUUACAAGCCUUCUCCGCUGUACUUUAUGGAUGAAAUUGAUGCAGCGCUAGAUUUCAAAAAUGUUUCAAUUGUGGGCCACUAUAUUAAGGAGCGUACAAAGAACGCCCAGUUCAUUAUUGUCUCACUACGUGUAAACAUGUUCGAACUAGCCAAUUUUCUGGUGGGUAUAUACAAAGUCAGCGACUGCACGGACUCGAUCACCUUGCUAAACUAUCCGCCCGAGCUGCCCACUCAGCACACAAUGGUUCCUAGCAGUCAGUACGUAGGUGGAACGAUUGCUCAGGAUAAUACAUUGCUACCCGAGAACAAUGAAAAGGAAACACUGGAUUCUCCAGCCCGGACGUCAGAACAAUUAACCCUCUUGGGCAAUCAGUUGGGAAGAGAAACAACAUUUGCUCCUCCCAUGGAAAGCACGUCAAGAGAAACCCGAAUGCUGUCUGCAGUGACCCAUCAGUUAGGAAGGGAAACAACAUUUGCUCCUACAAUGGAAAGCACGGGAAGAGAUACCAUAUUUGCACAAAAUGUCGAACGAGCCGCCGUUGCCGAUGCCGUUCCUCAGCCGAAUGUCCCAAGCAGAUUUUCCACGGAUGUUACCUUAGAGAGCCCGCCCUCUUCUCCACCUUUGGUUAAUGCUUAAAAGCAAAACAAUCACUGUAUUAUUCCAUUGCUAACUAUGGUUUGAUUAAGAUCCGCUUGCUCAUCAUUAUUUUAAGCUGCAAGUUGUAAACGGCAAAAUAAGUUAUAUAUUAAUUUAAAAGUUGUUGAGAAAGUAGUUUAAUAUGAUUUCCACAGCUGAUUUAUUAAAUCUAUUAUUUUUAUGUCGAACUAUCAUUAAACCAUACUUGUUUCUAUAAGAAAAAGCACAGCCCAUAACGAAUGGUAAAGAAAAGAUGAACCGGCGGCUAAGUUGUGUUAUGUUUAAUAAAAGCAGUCGUUCUAA
Molecule: messenger RNA, 4721 nt
Organism: Drosophila rhopaloa
Lineage: Eukaryota; Metazoa; Arthropoda; Insecta; Diptera; Drosophilidae
Gene: glu
Product: structural maintenance of chromosomes protein 4
Exons: 5
Coding region: 111-4418 (1435 amino acids)
Biological process (GO): mitotic chromosome condensation
Cellular component (GO): chromosome
Molecular function (GO): ATP hydrolysis activity; ATP binding; protein binding
Source: RefSeq, a predicted model, not a curated record